AUGACGAAGGAAACAGAUAUCAAGUUCCAAGCAGAUGCAUCAUCGGAGAAUGAUGUACAAAUGGGUAACUUCACAAUUGAUCCAGUGCGCGAGAAAAAGCUCCUGCGCAAGCUUGAUCUUUGCAUUUGCCCCUUGGUGAUGCUUAUUUUCUUGGUUGCAUACCUCGAUCGUAGCAACUUAGGGAACGCUGCUGUUGCAGGAAUGCCAGAAGACAUUGGUCUAGUUGGAAAUGAACUCGGAAAUGCGGUUUCUUUGUUCUAUGCGACUUAUGUCUUCUUCGAAAUUCCAUUUUCCAUGCUUCUCAAGAAACUACGCCCGAACAGAUUAAUCUCUGCACUAAUCAUCGGCUUCAGUGCUUCAGUUCUUGCUGGAGGAUUUGUCAAAAAUGUUGCAGGGCUUUAUAUCACAAGACUUCUCCUCGGUGUUUUUGAAAGUGGUCUAUUCCCGUGCUUAACCGUUCUGUUGACAACCUUCUACAAGCGUGAAGAGCAAGCCCAAAGAAUCUCAUAUCUUUUUGUGUCUGCUGCUUUGAGUGGAGGAUUUGGUGGCCUUCUUGCUUUCGGUCUGAUUCGCUUGGAUGGUGCUGGUGGUCUAGAGGGUUGGAGAUGGCUCUUCAUCGUGGAAGGACUUAUGAGUGCCGUUGUUGGCAUCGCCACGUUCUUCCUUCUACCGAACAACUAUGAAUCUGCCUACUUCUUGAACGAGGACGACAAAGAGUUGAUGCGGUUGCGCAUGCAGCAGAAUGCGCGCUAUGCUGAUACUGAAGAGUUCAAUGUCAAGGAAGUAUGGAAAACGUUGAGAGACCCCAAGAGCUGGCUCACCUCAUUCAAUCAAAUCUGCGUCAACACCUGUUCCUUCGGCUUCAGCACUUUCCUGCCGACAAUCAUUCGCGGAUUUGGUUAUGAUUCCGUUCGGACUCAGUUGCUCACGGUUCCUGUGUAUAUCUGGGCUUCGGCUUUCUAUUUGGGAGUUGCAAAUCUAUCUGACCGAGUUCGGAUGCGAGCUAUCUUUAUGGUCCCGUUAUGUCUGGUCACGGCUGUUGGAUAUGCUUUGUUGUUGGGAGUCGAUAUCCAUGCGCGUGGUCCACUAUAUUUUGCGACUUAUGUCUGUGUGACUGGAAUCUAUGCUGUUGUUGGCCUCGGAGUUAGCUGGAACGCUAAUAGUCAUUCGGGUUACUAUAAACGUGCCAUGGCUGUAGGCCUUCAGCAAUCUAUUGGAAAUUGCGCCGGCUUAAUCGCUGGUCAAAUCUAUAAGUCGCCGACUAACGGGCGCUAUUUAAUUGGGCAUUCUGUUUCGCUCGCUACUAUCUGUCUUGCAUUCUUUGGAAAUGCGGGAAUGUGGCUUCUGCUGCGAUAUCACAACACCAAGAGGGCUCAGAUGUCUCCAGAAGAGAGAGAGAGAAUUGUGAGCUCAGGAUCCUAUGAGAAGAAGGGUGGGGACUUCCAUCCGGAUUUCCGCUAUAUCCUGUAG
Penicillium nucicola is the source of this 1470-nucleotide messenger RNA. RefSeq lists its product as uncharacterized. Gene Ontology annotation, molecular function: transmembrane transporter activity. The transcript is spliced from 8 exons. Lineage: Eukaryota; Fungi; Ascomycota; Eurotiomycetes; Eurotiales; Aspergillaceae. Gene Ontology annotation, biological process: transmembrane transport. The coding region runs from base 1 to 1470 and encodes 489 amino acids. Gene Ontology annotation, cellular component: membrane. The record is from RefSeq and is a predicted model, not a curated record.